Molecule: messenger RNA, 1191 nt
Organism: Juglans regia (Persian walnut)
Lineage: Eukaryota; Viridiplantae; Streptophyta; Magnoliopsida; Fagales; Juglandaceae
Product: protein yippee-like At4g27745
Exons: 3
Coding region: 565-888 (107 amino acids)
Source: RefSeq, a predicted model, not a curated record
UAUGAAUUUAUUUUCUCAAUCCUUUCCUUGUAUUGUUUACUUCUGGGUAAACAGAAACAGUUCUAAUUUUCAUCCUAUAAGCAAAGAAUAAAACAGUUUCCUUAAUUAAUUCGUUGAAACCAGAUUUUACAGCUCAGGUUCUUAUCCAUUUUGCAUAAUCAUACUGAUCAUCUUGUUAUUGGGUGUUUCUCUUUACUUUCUUUCCAUAGACUCUUUAUCAAAGACUUUUAAAACUUUAUCUACCAUUUGUUUCUAUUUUUCCAAAAAGAAAUUUGUGAAUUUUUCUGUAUAUUCCAAUAACUAGUUAACAUAUUUUAUUCUUGUUGUCUAAAGUUUUAUCACCGAUCGUGUCUCCAUCAGACUCGUUUCUUUAUUCAAACUCUCAACAUAUUAUUAUGUGGAGAAUCUCUACUCAACAACCUUGUAAUUUACUUGGUCUAAUCUUGUACGCUAAAACCGCUUUUGGUGUUCUUAUCUUUCUUUCUUUCUUUCUUCUGGCUGCAUACUUUUGGGUCAUCACUCAGAUUACUGUGGGUUGGUGUUCGGAGCUGAAAUUGUCCGUUAAUGGCGGAAUUUAUCGCAGGGCCUCGAGUGUACAGCUGUUGUAAUUGUCGGAGCCAUGUUUCGCUUCACGACGAUAUAAUUUCUAAGGCCUUUCAGGGAAGACAUGGCCGAGCAUUUUUGUUCACCCAUGCAAUGAACAUUGUGGUUGGACCAAAAGAAGAUAGACAUCUCCUGACUGGUCUCCACACUGUUGCUGAUAUCUGUUGUGCUACUUGCGAUGAGGUUUUGGGUUGGAAGUACGAGCGAGCUUAUGAAGCAUUGCAGAAGUACAAAGAAGGAAAGUUCAUAUUUGAGAAGUUAAAGAUUGUUAAAGAGAACUGGUAACACUACAUUAUUCAGGUCCUUGUUCCAUUAAUUCCAGCCUUGAAGUAACUUUCUAAUGGUUCAUGAAGCUCAUCUUGUACAGGACCAGGAAGUUCUACCCAUUCAAAUAUUUUUCAUUGCUUCUCAUUUCUCAAUCUGAAAUUGUAAUUUGGAUACUCAAUUUAUGUCCUUGGCAUUUUUCAAAUAUGCAAAUUUUUUUUACCUGAUAUGAUUGUUAGAUAUGAAACAUUUAUCUUGUUCUACUUAUCCAAAUAAAUAAAGAAAUAAAUAAAACCUUAAACUAUCAUGUUUAGUUGUUCAAAA